This is a messenger RNA of Plasmodium gonderi, 1776 nucleotides long. RefSeq lists its product as hypothetical. Gene Ontology annotation, biological process: attachment of mitotic spindle microtubules to kinetochore. The coding region runs from base 1 to 1776 and encodes 591 amino acids. Lineage: Eukaryota; Apicomplexa; Aconoidasida; Haemosporida; Plasmodiidae. Gene Ontology annotation, cellular component: Ndc80 complex. The record is from RefSeq and is a predicted model, not a curated record. The transcript is spliced from 5 exons.
AUGAACAACCAUUCGGUAUACAACAAAUUCAACUCCACACUGUCAGUGUUUAAUAACAACAGCAACUUAAAUAGUAGCGUAUACAUUUCAGGAGAUAAAAAAUCUAAAUCAAGAACAUCCUUGAAUGCCUUGUCAUUUUACAAAUCCAACGCAUCUGUAUAUAUAAAGAAAGUGGAUAAAACUGAUAAAAAGGAAAAUGUAAAAACACUAAUUCGAUAUUUGGGAUGGAAGAAUUACAGUGGGAGUAUAUCUCCUAAUUUGUUCAAAAAUCCAAGUGUGACAGAUUUGAUAAAUAUAUGGAAUUUUAUAUUUAAGCAUGUUGACCCCUUAAUUGAAGUUAAUAAAGACAAUUAUGGAGAAGUAGUAUUAAGCUUUUAUAAAGAUAUUGGGUACCCAUAUACGAUCUCUAAAUCAACAUUGGUUGCACCGACCACCGGUUUGCAAUAUAAUACACAUUUGUCUGCGUUAGCAUGGCUUUGUCAGCUAUUAAUUUUCGAAGCUGAAUGUUUUAAUGACAUAAAUGAAGAAAAAGAUUUGAACUGUUCAUACGAUUUUAACGAAGAUAGUGAAAUAAAAAUGGAAGAUUUUAUUUUACAAAGCUAUAGAUCAUACAUUAACAAAGAUGAAGUAAACGCAAAUGAUGUAUUGAAUGUAAAACUAGACAAAGAGAUUAGUAGGUUACAAAAUGAUAUAAGUACGAAAAGCGAAGAUAUUUUAGAAAAAAAAAAAAAAAUUGAAGAAAUAAAAAAUCACAUGAAAGAAAAUGAGGAACUUAUUAAGAGAAAUAAAGUACUAUGUGAUGAAAAUAAAAAAAUAAAAAAUCUUUACACGAACAGCUUGGAGGAAACAAAAAAGCUAGAAAAAGAAAUUGAAAUGUGUAAAAAAUCAAAUCAAGAAGAAAAGACAAAAACAGAUAAAAUCAUAGAACAAAUUAAUAAAGUUAAAGAAGUGUUGCAAAAACAAACAUUAAAUAAAGCACAAUUCUUACAAAUGAAUGAAGAUAUAGAAAAAAAUAAAGAAAAAAUUGAACAUAUCAAAAAUGAAAUCAAGAGUUUAAAUAAUGAAUAUCCAGGCCUCAGUGAUAAAUUGAAUAACAGAAGUAGUGAUUUAAAAAAAUUAGCCAAAAGUGUUAAUGAAAAAUUAUCGGAAAUUUUACAAAAUUUAAAUAUAUAUAGAAAUGUCUCUUCCUCUGAAUGGAACAAAAUAAACAAUGUUACUAUCAAUGUAGACUCUUUCACAGUUGACAAUAUGUUGAAUGUAAGCUGGAAGGAUACAAAAAGCAAUAUCAAAUCUUUCAUUGAAGCGGAUAACGAAGAGCUAAAAAAUUCUAUAAACCUCAUUGAAGAUUAUGAAAAAAAAGUUAAACUCCUCCAAGAUGAGAUAGACGAUUUAAAGGAGGAUAUACAAGACAGGGAAAAUAAAAUCAAAAAGUUGAAUGAUGAUACGGACAAGUUUAUCAAUACCUCUUCGGAGAAAUUUAGUUGUAUCGUUAAACAAAAUGAGAAAAUGUUGGAAGAAGCCAAGGAGAAAAGUGACAAAGCGAACGAAAUGUUAAAAGAAGUCAUUGCAGAGAAGGAAGAGAAAGAAAACGAAUUUAACAAAAUUAAAAUGGAUAACGAAAAAACAUUCAAAGAGAAAUUAUUUACACUUCAAAAGACAUGUACCCUUCUGAUGGAAUUAAAAAGCUACAGCAAAUCUUAUGUCUCCAUCAUGCUGGAUGAAAAGAAAAGAGAAUUAGAGUUGUAUAAAAAUCUUCACAAAAGCGUGAUCGAGUAG